ACCAAGCAAGCAAGCUUUUCCACGUUACACCAAUAAAUACAUUCGUCAUUGAUUCGUUUCUCACAAAUACGAUCCGGAUACCUUCUUCCCCUCAUUUCUUUCUCUAUUUAUCUCAUCCCAUAAGUUAAGAAGACAACAAAUCCCUACACACAGAAGAGAGAGUUGAGGCAGAGUAUAUUACAAUGGCAAGAAAGAUGCUUAUUGAUGGAGAGUUGGACAAAACCAGUGAGGUGGAGUCUCACUAUGACUUCGAUUUGUUUGUUAUCGGGGCAGGCAGUGGUGGGGUCCGCGCAUCGCGGUUUUCAGCCCAGAAUGGAGCUAAGGUUGGUAUCUGUGAGCUUCCAUUUCAUCCUAUCAGCUCUGAAGUUAUUGGAGGAGUUGGCGGAACGUGUGUGAUUCGUGGUUGUGUUCCUAAAAAGAUUUUGGUAUAUGGCGCUUCGUUUGGGCCUGAACUGGAGGAUGCAAGGAACUAUGGGUGGGAUGUGAAUGAGAGAAUUGAUUUCAAUUGGAAGAAACUUUUACAAAAGAAGACUAAAGAAAUACAUAGACUAAAUGGAAUCUACAAGCGGUUACUUUCCGGUGCUGGAGUUAAGCUAUUUGAAGGAGAGGGAAGAGUUAUUGGCCCUAAUGAGGUUGAAGUUAUUCAGUUGGAUGGAACAAAAAUUAGUUAUUCAGCAAAAUAUAUUCUGAUUGCAACUGGAAGCCGGGCUCAGCGUCCACCUAUUCCAGGCCAGGAAUUAGGCAUCACAUCAGACGAGGCAUUGAGCUUGGAGGAGCUACCUAAGCAUGCUGUCAUACUUGGUGGAGGAUAUAUUGCUGUUGAGUUCGCCUCAAUAUGGCGAGGAAUGGGUGCGAAAGUGGAUUUGUUCUACAGAAAGGAACUUCCUUUAAGAGGAUUUGAUAAUGAGAUGAGAGAGGUAGUUGCAAAAAAUCUGGAAGGCAGGGGUGUUAACCUUCAUCCUGGGACAAGUUUAUCAGAGCUAGCUAAAACAGAAGGCGGUAUAAAAGUUCGCACUGACCAUGGUGAAGAAAUUGUGGCUGAUGUUGUGCUCUUUGCCACUGGUAGGGCUCCUAACUCAAAAAGGUUGAAUCUGGAAGCAGUAGGUGUUGAACUUGAUAAGGCUGGAGCUAUAAAGGUUAAUCAAUACUCUCAGACCAACGUACCUAGCAUAUGGGCAAUAGGUGAUGUUACAAAUCGAAUGAAUCUUACUCCGGUAGCUUUAAUGGAAGGCACCUACUUUGCAAACACUGUAUUUGGUGGAAAGCCAAUGACACCUGAUUACAGCAAUAUUGCCUGUGCCGUGUUCUGCAUACCACCACUCUCUGUAGUUGGUCUCAGCGAGCAAGAGGCUGUAGAAAAAGCAAAUGGCGACAUUUUGAUUUUCACAUCUACGUUCAAUCCCAUGAAGAACACCAUUUCCGGACGUCAAGAGAAAACUAUGAUGAAACUUAUCGUGGAUGCUGAGACAGAUAAAGUCCUCGGAGCAUCCAUGUGUGGGCCAGACGCAGCUGAGAUCAUGCAGGGCAUUGCCAUUGCUCUCAAAUGUGGAGCUACCAAAGCACAAUUUGACAGUACUGUUGGGAUUCACCCUUCUGCUGCUGAGGAAUUUGUGACAAUGAGGUCAGUGACGAGGCGGGUCUCGGGUGGCAAACCUCGGACCAACCUGUGAGAGUUGAUCUCACAUGAUUGAUUAUAUCUGGUAUUCGGACACAAUAUUAUAGCGAUAAAUCAUACAAGUGGGAGAUGUUUUAUAUGCGAUAGAUUUGUUGGAUUUACUUUGGAUUUUAGCAAAAAUGAUACAGCUGCAAAUGUUGAAUAAAGCUUGUUUCAUAGCUAGUAAAUGUUCCUAUGUUUGAUAUUCCCUUAUUUUGCUAUACAACUUUUAUCAGGAGUAUGAAUGGUUGUAACUUGUAGUAAUAAACUAGAGUUUUGAUUAAUUUAAGGAUAUGUAUCAUAUGACAA
Messenger RNA from Salvia splendens (bonfire salvia), 1963 nucleotides. RefSeq names its product glutathione reductase, cytosolic. The transcript has 17 exons. NCBI's taxonomy places the organism in Eukaryota, Viridiplantae, Streptophyta, Magnoliopsida, Lamiales, Lamiaceae. The record is from RefSeq and is a predicted model, not a curated record. Gene Ontology annotation, biological process: cell redox homeostasis; cellular response to oxidative stress; glutathione metabolic process. Gene Ontology annotation, cellular component: cytosol; mitochondrion. Gene Ontology annotation, molecular function: glutathione-disulfide reductase (NADPH) activity; NADP binding; flavin adenine dinucleotide binding. The coding region runs from base 183 to 1670 and encodes 495 amino acids.